UUUUCAGAACCACUCUAUGUUGGCUCCAGGCUCCGGUUAGUAUAUCAAUGUAUGUAUUAUUUUUCAUUUAGGAAUUUGUGUAGAUUAAGUGGUAUCUUUUUUACAUGUCUAGAUUUUCGAUCCCUUUUCUCACACCUCCCUUAUUUUUUCAUUUUUUUCAUUCAGCCAUCUUUAGCUGUGAAAUGGAAAACCCUGGCUCUAGCUCGUAUACGCUUCUCAUCAAAUUUUUGUGACUCAUAA
Molecule: messenger RNA, 240 nt
Organism: Meloidogyne enterolobii
Lineage: Eukaryota; Metazoa; Nematoda; Chromadorea; Rhabditida; Meloidogynidae
Source: the annotation of a GenBank genome assembly